AUGGUUAGGUGGUCACUAAUUGCGAGUCAUCUACCAGGGAGAACAGACAACGAAAUAAAAAAUUAUUGGAACUCUCAUCUCAGCCGUAAGCUCCACAACUUCAUCAGAAAGCCGACGAUCUCUCACGACGUCGCCGCCGUAAUCAUGAACGCUCCUCCGACGUCUCCGGCAAAGCGCAGACCGGGGAGAACAAGCAGAUUCGCAAUGAAACCCAAAACUCACAACCCAAAAUCUCGGAAGACGAAGAAAACGUCUGUACCGGCGGAGCCAAACGCUGACGUAGCGGUUAAAGCGGUGGCUGGAGAAGGAGCAUUAAUGGUGGAGUUAAGUGGAGCCGAGGGUGAGCGAGGACCAUGUGACUACUAUGGAGCCUGUGAUGAAGGAAGAGAUUGUUGCAAUAAUAAUACUCUCAUGAGCAUUGAUGGCGAUUUAUCCUUUGAUGAUGACAUAAUUGAUCUUUUGUUGGACGAGUCAGAUCCAGGCCAAGUGUUCGCAUCGUGUGGUGGUGAUGCGGAGUUGAGUAAUAUUAAAGACUCUGAAGGAGACAGGAGGUUCUCGGAGACUUCGAACCAAGGGAGUCUCGACUGCCUUCAAUCUUGUCCGUCGGUGGAGUCGUUCCUCAACUACGAGCAUCAAGUCAACGAUGCGCUGACGGAUGAGUUUAUUGAUUGGGACUGUGUUUGGCAAGAAGGUAAGAGCGUUAACCUUUGGGAUGAGAAAGAGGGUUCUGAUUCAAUGGUGUCGUGGCUUUUGGACGGUGAUAAUGAGCCCACGGUCGGGAAAAGUGGCUGCGAGAACUUUGGAGAACCGUUGGAUCAUGCCGAGGAAAAUGCACUGGUCGCUUGGCUUCUGUCUUAGAAGAUAUUUUAUUAACAUGCAUGUUUUUCUUAAGUCAUGUAGUCUUUUUGCCUUCGCUUUCGUUGUAUGUUUUUUUCCUUCUUUAGGUUUUGGAUUUUAUAGAUCGUGAUGUAUAUAUUUCAAUAAAAUUCGAUCUGGGGAUUUUGUAAAAUAACUUAUCAUGGUCAUUUUAGAGGAUAAGCCAGAUCAUCUGGUUAUAAUUUUUC
Molecule: messenger RNA, 1064 nt
Organism: Thlaspi arvense
Lineage: Eukaryota; Viridiplantae; Streptophyta; Magnoliopsida; Brassicales; Brassicaceae
Source: the annotation of a GenBank genome assembly